AUGCCGGUAGACACCUUUUCGCUCGCCGGGAAGUCUGCCAUCAUCACUGGUAGCGGUCGAGAAAACGGAAUUGGAGCCGCUAUUGCUAGGACAUUAGCACGUAAUGGUGCCUCUGUGGUGAUCAAUUAUGUGUCCGAUAGCACGAGGCCACGGGCAGAAGCAACGGCCCAAUCUAUCCGUGACGAGUUUGGUGUGAAGGUGGCGUUGAUCCAAGCCGACAUCUCAACUCCGGAAGGCGCCCAGGGACUUGUCAGUGAGACGUUAGAAAAGCUAGGGGUGGAUCAUAUCGAUAUACUCGUCAACAAUGCGGGGGGUGGACCGGUUCAGUCUAUCAGAGACACCAGUCUCGAAACCCUCCAAAAGGAGUUCGCGACCAACGUGUUUGGGACAGUGUUUAUGACCCAAGCAGUUGUAGAGCUGGGAAAGAUGCCACGCGGAGGCCGAAUAAUCAAUAUAGGCAGCAUAGCCCCAAAGAUGAAUCCGCCUCUGCUAGCUGUUUAUGCCGCAACAAAGGGGGCUCAGAAUAGUCUUACUGUAACGUGGGCCGCUGAGCUUGGCCGUGGCCACGGCAUAACGGUCAAUACGAUAGCUCCUGGUCCCGUCACUACCGAUAUCAACAAAGAUUGCCCAGAGGUGAUGAUACCUAUGGCGGAACAACAGCGGGGAGACAGUCGCUUUGGCGUGCCGCAGGAUAUUGCUGAUGCGGUGCUCUUAAUCGUAUCGGAAAAGAGUCAUUGGAUAACAGCGCAAGUUAUUCAUGUGGAUUCUGGGGUGGUAGUCGGGGGUUGA
Messenger RNA from Hypoxylon trugodes, 789 nucleotides. Its product is annotated as putative short-chain dehydrogenase. Bases 1 to 789 code for a protein of 262 amino acids. The record is from RefSeq and is a predicted model, not a curated record. The transcript is spliced from 3 exons. Lineage: Eukaryota; Fungi; Ascomycota; Sordariomycetes; Xylariales; Hypoxylaceae.